AUGGCGGGUCAAGAAAACAUCUGUGAUUUUAAGAGUUGUGGCAAGAAAUUUAAGAAGCUUCAACGACUAAUCGAGCACAAGAGGACCCACACAGGAGAGAGGCCCUGCUUGUGCCCAAAAUGUGACAAGACCUUUGUUAGGGAGAUGCAUCUAAAAAGGCACAUGCUUAGCCAUAAUGGCACCAAAUCGUUCAGCUGUAUGCAUUGUAAACUUAUGUUCACAACCAAACAUUACUUAAAACGACAUAUAGACAGAGCACACAACAGGCCUUUUAAGUGCCCUUAUAAGGGCUGCAAGAAAGUGUUCAAAAGAUGCAACCUGCUCAAAAUACAUGGUUACACUCACACCAAUGAAAGGCCAUUCAGGUGCAAAGAACGUGGGUGCCAUAGCGCAUUCAACACUCCAGGCAAACUUGAAAGCCACAAAAAGCUACAUAACUUGGGGUUUCAUAAUUAUUUCCCUCGAGUCAGAAAUGACAAAAUUGCGCACAGAUGGUUGGAGAGGCAUGUCAAAUCACACAACUGCCUAAUAUUCUGCCAAUGUUAGAGGCAUGCAUAAUCCUGUUUGGGUGAAAGUCAGUGAGAGAAAAAAAAUACAUUCUGCAUUCUUCCAACUUCAGACUUGUAUCCUUGUACAUAGAUGUUUUGGGCAAAUCAAAAAUGGUAAAUGUGGUACAAGCUAUUUUUAUGCAACACAUCGCAACACAUGUAGUUAAUUCUAUUCUUUAUUGUCUUUUAAAUUCAUUUUUGUAGAUAAAAACUAUUUAGGUAUAAAAACUUAGAUUGACAACCAUAACAAAAGGGAAUUAAGUGAUCAUCUUUUGACCCUGUUCACUCCAGAAAUCUUUGUCAAUCAUAUUUCAUUAGCCAGAAAAAGAAGUUUUCUUUAGUGAGGGAUAUAUUAGACAAAAUACCAGAAGAGUGGGUCAGAAUCAAGGCAUGAACAUGCUUAAUCUUGGAGUAUGAAAGUCAUGUGCAUAAGAUUGAUUUGACUUUCAUGCUGACAAUUCAGUGCUUACUGAGUUAGAUUGAAUUUCAUUUGAUUUCAAAAUGACAAUUGGUACAUAUAAAUUUUAUCAUGCAUACAAAAAACCUAUUAUUUUUCUCCUAAGGAGAGUUUUAUAUUAUUUUUCCAAGUUUCAGUUGGACUUUUUGAAUUAAAAAACAGUUUAGCAAGAAACCUGAGCAUUUCCCUAAGAAGUUCUUGUUUGAUGUGUACUUCAUUUGCUUUCUAAGAUUGAUUUUUUGAUUCACCUUGAAUCAAUCACAACUUACUUAUAUUGAAUGUAUUAAUUGUACUUAUUGAAAUCUUCAUGAAAAUAUUACUAUUAAUUUAAAUAAUUUUUGUAAAAUAUAAAUCAUUUUAGUCCACUUUCAUACCAUCAAGUUCAUUGAUUCAGAUUCAUUACAAAAAAAAAGUAAUUUAACAAAAAAAAAAAAAAUCUACCAGUUUUGUUCAUUAAAAAUAUGUAGAGAAAAUGCCAUGUAGCUUUGGUGUAGGUAAACUUGAGGAGAAUUUUAUAUUUGGAUGAAAACUGUUAUCUCUUGUUUGACCAAUAACGCAGCGCAUCCGUGACAU
Messenger RNA from Actinia tenebrosa (Australian red waratah sea anemone), 1578 nucleotides. RefSeq names its product transcription factor IIIA. The record is from RefSeq and is a predicted model, not a curated record. Gene Ontology annotation, biological process: regulation of transcription by RNA polymerase II. NCBI's taxonomy places the organism in Eukaryota, Metazoa, Cnidaria, Anthozoa, Actiniaria, Actiniidae. Gene Ontology annotation, cellular component: nucleus.